Molecule: messenger RNA, 1911 nt
Organism: Penicillium chermesinum
Lineage: Eukaryota; Fungi; Ascomycota; Eurotiomycetes; Eurotiales; Aspergillaceae
Product: calponin homology domain protein
Exons: 2
Coding region: 1-1911 (636 amino acids)
Molecular function (GO): protein binding
Source: RefSeq, a predicted model, not a curated record
AUGGCGUCGGUGACUUCGCUAGACAAGGACCUGCGCAAUAUGCGCUUGUCCCGCUAUACCCCGCAGGCAGCCGCAGAGGUACGCGAUUGGAUUGAAGAGGCCUUGCAUGAGAAGCUGCCCUCGGGAGACUUACUAGAGGGCUUGAAGGAUGGCGUGGCUCUGUGCAAGCUAGUCAACAUGACCGUAUCGCCCGGAGUGAAGUUUAAGCAGUCCGCAAUGCCAUUCGUCCAGAUGGAAAACAUCUCACACUUCCUGCGCGCCUGCCAAACUGCUCCUAUCAGCCUUCCUCCGCACGAUGUCUUCCUUACCGUUGACCUCUACGAAGCGAAGGAUCCCGCCCAAGUCCUGCAGUGCCUGGCUGCAUUUAGUCGCAGAGCGAAUGCGCUUCAGCCCGGAAAGUUCCCACGCACCGUCGGACCGCAAAGUAAGCGCGGAGUCUUGAGUCCUAGUGCCACGGGAUCCUCGAGCCAAGGAUCUUAUACGCGCGGGGGUCGUGCCGCGAGCAAUGCCAGCGAUGCCGCUCCGGGUCGGCCCGUGAGUCCAACCAAAUCGUCUGGAGGGUAUAGCUCAUGGAGUAGGAGAGACGAUGAAGCAUCUACCGCGCCGGCUUGGAACAUCCACCAAUAUGGCUACAUGGGCGGGGCUAGUCAAGGGAACCAGGGAAUUGCGUUUGGCGCUCGGCGACAAAUCACUUCCGCAUCUCCAACCGUUCCAAGCCUCGCUGAGAAGGAGAAGCGCAGGCGCGAAGAAGAGGAGCUGGCUCGUCAGCAGGAAGCAGAGAGGGAGCAAGCUGAGCGCAUUCGCCAACGAGAGAUAGAAGAGCAGGAGGCCAAAGCCAAAGCAGAAGAGGAGCGGCGCUGGGAAGAAGAGACCAAUCGUUUACGGGAGAAGGAGCGGCUGGAGAUGGAGGCUGAGAAGAAGCGAUGGGACGACGAGAAGCGACACUGGGAUGAAGAGGAGCAACGGCGACUCGCCGAGGAGAAGGAGGCUGAAGAGCGUCUUGAGAGAGAGCGGGAACGCCGUCGCGAGGCCAAUGAUUCUCGCCUGAAUGGGCAAUUCCUUAGCCAAUAUCAAGCUGGCCAAGCUUCCGCAAAUGGCGGGUCUCCUGAUGAAACGCCCGAAAGCCGUCGGAUCAAAGAGCUCGAGCGGGAGUUGGAGCAAGCCAAAGCGCGUGAGCGCGAAUAUGAGGCUGGCCGCCGAAACUCUCACCAAGAAGGUGUCAAGUCUUCGGCACAGCCUCGACAGCGUCCCAUUCCUGUUCCACCUAAGCCCAGUUACGACCUGUCGUCUCUCGAGCAAGAGCGUCGCAUGCUCCGUGGAGAAUGGCAAAGAAACCAAGAAGCUCCCCCGGCCCCUGAACGUGCGGAGGAAUUUGAAGAAGAAGGUCCACCUCCGCCUCCACGUCCUCUUCCCCAGCCUGUGGCAGGUAAGCAACCUGUCAUUCCUCCUAGAAAUCUUCCAACCCCACCCACCGUCGCCUCCCGCCCUCUGCCAGACCCGGUAGCGUACAAUGCAAACCGCACUGAUCGCUUCCUGCAUUCCAACCCUGCACCAACAGUCUCGGUCCCGAGGACACACCGCCCACAAGACUAUAGCACUACCUCAGAAGUCGACGCAGAGAACAGCCGGCGUGAGGCCUCACAGCAGAAAACCCGUGCCGGUGGCUGGGCCUCCAAGUCUCUCCUCGAGCGUGAAAUGGAGCGCGAGCGCGAGCGCCAGCGCGAAUGGGAAGAAAACCAGAAGCAAACGCAAGCCGCAGCGCGCGACACCACUCUUGGCUCGGGCCCCGGCCAAUCCUGGGAUAUCCAUCAGUAUGGCUACAUGGGCGGUGAUAAUCAGAACCGCGGCGGUGUUGGCCUUGGCGUUGGAGGUGCUCGACGCCAGAUCAUUGGCCCUCGUCCUCCUCCAUAA